UGAGUUAUCCUGCUGACAGACAAACAAACAAACAAACAAACUCGACCGAAAACAUAACCUCCUUGGCGGAGGUAAUGAUUUAUUCUGCUAUAUCUCCACAAUGAAUAGGGCCAGAGACAUUACGAGUGUCAUGAUGACAUCACAAGGGUUCAGAGCGUGCAGGUUUUGCUCAGCCCUUGAAAUUAAACUAAAUUAUAAACAAAUAAAUGUAUGUAAAUGAAUUCUGUGUUCACGAGAUGUUGGGAUGCAAUACGUGUUUAUUACAAGUUUUUUUUUAUCCUGUCUACCAGUAAGCUAAAAAAGACCCCCCACACACACACACACACACACACACACAAAGCAGGGAAAAGCAGCCUGUGGGUCUUGUUCCCUCCAGAUGGUGAAUGCUGUUGGUCUCUUUUUUUUUUUUUUUGCAACACUGCAGCCUUAAUAACCGACACAAAAGCUCCAUUCAUCAGCUUUAGUGUUGGUCUGAUCACAGGGUCUCUGGGAACCUCGGCUCACAUCCUUACUCACAGUGACUGCCAGCCACGAGGCAGAGAAACAUCUGCUGCGUGUGCCCAAAACCUGCCAGUGCACGAAGCACGGCCUGAGGAAGUCUCCAUUCAGCCGUGCAACAAAGACCCCAGAGCAAACAAAACCACAAAGGUCCCACAGUCCAGAUGUAGGACAGAGCUUACAGGAGACUAUGAUUACAGAAAAAAAAAAACAAAUGUGCAAAAGUACAUGAUAAACAGAACACUGGAGGUAACUGAUGCCAAAUUGUCAUUCCUGACAGAAAUCAUCUAAUUGAUCUGAGCAUCAGGCAGCAGGUCUGAUUUCUAAAGGGUCAACAUUUUCCCACAGCAUCAAACCCCUCCCAGUCUUCCACCUGUUCCCCCGAAAUCUGAUCAUUGUCCCCAAGGCAAUCACAGCAUUCAGCAUCCCUCCAUCAGUGGUCCACCUGCUCCCCUGAGAGAUGUCCAUCAUUAUCCGGCCAAUCACAGCAUUCAGCAUCGCUCAUUGUCUCCCGGAGCUCUCUGAUUGGCUGACAGUGUGAGAACCUGCGUCCAGACCCAGACCCACACAUUCAUAUGUAGAUCAGUGAGUAUAAAUAGGAGGGAUGAAGCAGCAGAGGAUCAGAUUGUCUGUGCAGAAGCUCUGCAGCUCACAGAUCCAGACAUGACACCAACAAUCACUGCAGCAACGAGCAAUUCUCAGGAGCAUCUGACUCUGAGCCACAAGCUGAGAAAGCCUGUGGUGGAGAAGAUGCGCAGAGAGCGAAUCAACAGCAGCAUCGAGCAGCUCAAGUCUCUCCUGGGUCCAGAGUUCCUCAGACAGCAGCCAGACUCCAAGCUGGAGAAAGCAGACAUCCUGGAGAUGACAGUUUGCUUCCUGAGACGACUGCAGCAGCAGAAUCAAGCUGUGGACUCAGCAGCUGUCCAUCAGGGCUACUCCAGGUGUGUCCAAGAGGUGGUGCAAUUCCUGUCCGAGGCCGAGGUGCAGACACAGUCCCAGAGAAGACUGCUGAAGAACUUCCACAAGCUGCAGUCUUCCUCUGAGAAGAAGCUGACAGAGGCUGACUUCUCUCUUCUGAGCUCCACAGUCCACAGCAGCAGCAAACAGGAGAGCGCCCUCUGGAGGCCGUGGCACACACCUACAGCUUGAAGCUGGCAGCAGACAGUGACAUGACGUCAUUGAUUCUUUGACUUUGAACCACGUGUUCUUGUGUGUGCACAGAAACUUCUUUAAUUGCAUUUAUCCGAACACAACAUUUUAUUGUUGAGGAAAAUGUUUCCAAAGGAAACGAUGAAACAUUGAAAGUGUCUUUGACAUGAAGAAAGGGAACAUCUGACGUUCAUGUUGCAUCAAUGAAACAUAAACGACUUUAUUUUUUACUAAUAUGUAAAAGUCUUUGACAACAGCUUUAUUGUUUUGUAGCUGAUAUGAUGAAAUGAUGAUGUGAUUGUUUCUGAUCAUGUUGAUCAAUAAUUUGAAUUGUCCUGUGUGGACAUUAAGGACUUUGAUCUCAUUGUUUUAAAUCUCUUUGAUUUGUUGACAUUGAUCUGUUGUAGGAUUGUGUAUUUUUAUCCUUUUAUCUAAAGACUUUGAUAUAUUUACUGAUCAUAUCAAUGUUGUUGUUUUUUCCUUGAAUGAAAAUGUUUCAACUGCUGUCUUCACUUUGUGAUGAUCUUAAACUGAUCUGUUCAAAGGUCUCUUUGAUCUCUGUUGACUUUGUCAUAAAGAAAUCAUUAAGUUCAUUUGAAUUGUUGAAUUUCUUUGAUUUGUUAACAUUCAUCUGUUGUAGGAUUGUGUAUUUUUAUCCUUUUAUCUAAAGCCUUUGAUCCUGAUUAUAUCAUUUGGAUUGUUGAAUGUCUUUCUGUCUUUUGUAAAGACGUUUGUCCCUCGACUCAUUUUGAGUCCAGCGUGUGUUGGACAAAUGUCCACGCUGUUGUUGUGAUGUAUCAUCACGUCUGUCUCCAGAUGGAGAUUUUUUUAAUCCCUUUGUUUUAAUAAACAAGUCAAAAU
This is a messenger RNA of Thalassophryne amazonica, 2508 nucleotides long. RefSeq names its product transcription factor HES-5-like. Bases 1162 to 1647 code for a protein of 161 amino acids. The record is from RefSeq and is a predicted model, not a curated record. Gene Ontology annotation, biological process: regulation of neurogenesis; anterior/posterior pattern specification; regulation of transcription by RNA polymerase II. The transcript is spliced from 2 exons. Gene Ontology annotation, molecular function: DNA-binding transcription factor activity, RNA polymerase II-specific; RNA polymerase II cis-regulatory region sequence-specific DNA binding; protein dimerization activity. Lineage: Eukaryota; Metazoa; Chordata; Actinopteri; Batrachoidiformes; Batrachoididae. Gene Ontology annotation, cellular component: nucleus.